AUGCUGGAAGCAUGCUACACUGACAGUCGUUACAGUCACAAGGACACCUAUUAUCAAGCUCUGGAUCUCACUCAAUCGACAGUAAUGAACGGGCUUACUUUCCAGCUCCAGUCCGGCAUCCAUAAACGGGCACUGACGAUUGAUUCGCCAGAGAUUUCGUUACGCGAUUUACGAGCAGAAGCUUACAAAUUCAUACAAGACACUGUGAGUUUCAAUCUUUCGUCUCAUUCAUUGAUUUUUCUAUUCGAGAACUUUUUGCUAUUCUUUUUUAUGUUCAUUUCUGAAAAUUGUAUUUCCUUCUAUUCUUUACUUUCUAUUGUCUUUCAACUAGUCUUCCAUUCAUCUGAAAAGCUGUGA
This is a messenger RNA of Cooperia oncophora, 357 nucleotides long. The record is from the annotation of a GenBank genome assembly. NCBI's taxonomy places the organism in Eukaryota, Metazoa, Nematoda, Chromadorea, Rhabditida, Trichostrongylidae.